Cygnus atratus (black swan) is the source of this 1435-nucleotide messenger RNA. It is a transcript of the gene PDLIM1, whose product is annotated as PDZ and LIM domain 1. Gene Ontology annotation, molecular function: muscle alpha-actinin binding; actin binding. The transcript is spliced from 7 exons. The record is from RefSeq and is a predicted model, not a curated record. Gene Ontology annotation, biological process: muscle structure development; actin cytoskeleton organization; heart development. Gene Ontology annotation, cellular component: filamentous actin; adherens junction; stress fiber. The coding region runs from base 102 to 1085 and encodes 327 amino acids. NCBI's taxonomy places the organism in Eukaryota, Metazoa, Chordata, Aves, Anseriformes, Anatidae.
GGGGCGGGCCGGGGCGGGCCGGGGGCGGGCCGUGCCGAGCCGUGCCGAGCCGAUCCGGGCCGUGCCGUGCCGGUGGUGCCGGGCUGUGCGGCGAGGUGCACAUGGGGACGCUCCGCAUCGUGCUGCAGGGCCCCGGGCCCUGGGGUUUCCGCCUGGUGGGCGGCCGGGACUUCGAGCAGCCCCUCACCAUCUCUCGGGUGACUCCAGGUAGCAAAGCUGCAACAGCCAACCUGUGUAUAGGCGACCAGAUCAUAGCCAUUGAUGGAGUGAACACAGAUAACAUGACGCACCUCGAGGCACAGAACAAAAUCAAGGGCUGUGCAGAUGAGCUAACCCUGACAGUCAGCAGAACGGAAUCAAAAGUCUGGUCACCGCUUGUAAACGAAGAGGGGAAGACGCAUCCUUAUAAGAUGAAUCUGGCCUCCCAGCCCCAGGAAAUAAGGCACAUAGGAAGCGCACACAACCGGAGCGCGGUCCCCUUCACUGCUGCCACGGCUUCUGCCCCCAAAGUGAUCACUGCUCAGUACAACAGCCCGGCGGGCCUCUACUCCUCAGAAAACAUCCAGACCUUCAACAGUGCCGUGGAGUCAAAGACAUCACUCGGGGCCCCUGAGCCUAGCAAGCCCUUAGAUCAGCACAACCAGCCCCCGGGCAGCAUUGUCAUAGACAGAGAAUCUGAGGUUUACAAGAUGCUCCAAGAGAACCAAGAGUCGCAUGAGCCACCCAGGCAAUCAGCUUCCUUCCUGGUGCUGCAAGAGAUUUUGGAGUCAGAAGAGAAAGGAGACCCCACCAAACCAUCUGGAUUUAGGAGCGUCAAGGCCCCCACCACAAAGGUGGCCUCAUCGAUUGGGAAUGCCCAGAAGCUGCCCAUGUGCGACAAGUGUGGAUCUGGCAUUGUAGGCGUGUUUGUGAAGAUCCGGGACAAGCAGCGUCACCCCGAGUGCUACGUGUGCAGCGACUGUGGCACCAACCUCAAGCAGAAAGGACACUUCUUCGUGGAAGACCAAAUCUACUGCGAGAAGCAUGCGCGGGAGCGGGUGGUCCCCCCGGAGGGCUACGAGGUGGUCACUGUCUUCCCAAAGUAACUGCGCUGCUGCGGGGCCGGCGUGGAUGGUUUCUCCUCUGCUGCUCUUCCUUGGAAAGUGUCGCCCUUGCCCUCUUGCCGAAUCUUGUUUGCCAUAAGGAAUGCUAGGCAUGGCUUUGAAUUUCCUUGCCACAUUAAUCCUCCCGUCUGUUCACGCGAGGUGUCACUAAUCGUUCAACAUUCUUUUCAUCUUCUCUUUCACAUUUUUUUUUUUAAUACACAGAUUAUUUUUUUCCCUCCUCCUUUGUGCUGCCAAUUGCACAGGAAAAUCGGAGGCCGAAGUCAGAUCACAGCCCCACCAUGUCCCAGUUAUUUGCCUUCUGUUUGCAUUCAAUAAACGGGGUGACUCCA